This is a messenger RNA of Habropoda laboriosa, 4050 nucleotides long. RefSeq names its product four and a half LIM domains protein 2 (gene Lmpt). NCBI's taxonomy places the organism in Eukaryota, Metazoa, Arthropoda, Insecta, Hymenoptera, Apidae. Gene Ontology annotation, molecular function: transcription coregulator activity; zinc ion binding. The transcript has 10 exons. Bases 448 to 2454 code for a protein of 668 amino acids. Gene Ontology annotation, cellular component: nucleus; Z disc. The record is from RefSeq and is a predicted model, not a curated record.
ACGCAUUUCGAAUCUCCCGCGCUCCGCUCACCGCGUCCACGUUACUUCGUUUCGAGCCGAUCGGUGGCAAAUCGAGGAAAAGGUGCAAGAAUUUCGACGUACUUGUUACUCGGUACACAGGCUACAAGUGGUGAUUUAAAAGGACGGUGCAAGCGUUUUCGCGCUUCUGUGUACACACGUGCAAGCUGUUACGAAACUGUUCGUCAAAAAAGGGAUCGUCGCGCUCGCAGAACGACGAUGUUUCCAUGACUCGGGCUUCGAGACACCUCGCAAGUGCACCUGCGUCUCGAGAAAGUGGAGGCUCUCUUAGACGCCUGUCGAAGACCUGUAAUUCACCGAAAGACGUGCGAUGAGGAUCGAAGGUAGAAAGUCAAAGGACUCAUCCUGAACGACAAACUACAGAGGCGUCAUACGACGCCUACGCUUCUCUCGAACCCUGGCGCCAGGAUGAGUCCGAAAGGACCCAGCCAGGACGGCGCGAAGAUGGAGGUGAGGGUGUCCUGCGUGGCCUCGCCUGGCGGCCAACCUCAGGGGAUCAGAGUGAAGAUCCCGGAGCCGAAGAAACGGCCUAUGAGCCCUCCUCUUCAAGAAGCGAUGCGCGCCAGGUGUCCGUCCGUUCCCGAGAAGGACUUCUACCGGAAGACCUCGUCGCUGGACCGUCGAGACAGAUAUCCGACGUUGUCCGGCGCCGAGAUCAAGCGAGGAUUGAUUCCUGGCUGCGUGGACACGCCUCGGGGCAGAAGAAACCCCAUGUUAGAUAGGAAGAAUCGAUUUCCAACGAUCUCCGGCGCGGAACUGAAGAGGAGCCUCGCCAUCGGCAAAUGUCCCUUAGAGGAUGGGCUGGAUCUGAGCCUGGCGCCCUGGCCAGGCAUGAAGUGGGCCUGCGUCAGGGUGUUGCACCUGUACUGUAAGGUGUUCGACCAGUUCGAGCUGUUCGAGCUGAUAGUUAGAAAGAACUGCACGAGCUGCAAGUGUCCCCGGGAGGCGCACGAUGUGUGCCACGAGGAAUGGGUGUCGGUGAGGUCUCGUUUGGGCUUGAAAGGCGACGAAUCCACGUCCACGGACGUCCCUCGAUCCAAGGGUUUGGCAUGGGCUCCUCCAGGAUUGCCGGCGUACAAGGUGGAGGAAUACUUCUCGAUGCUGCCAGAGAUAUCCGUGCCGAGGCUAGGCACGCCUGGAGAACGAUACAGGGACCGGCAAUUGGCGAUUCAACUGCCUAAGCAGGACUUAGCCAGGGCUUAUUGCCGCCACUUGGACCCGGAUCACGCCAGCAGUGCUGAUGACUUCAUGGCCGCGAGGAACGAGAUCGCGUUGGACAUUGGUACCGUGCAGCCAGUCUUCGAGAUAGACGUCGAUUGUGGCGCAUGCCACACGCCAUUAAAGUACGGCAGUCUGGCCGUAUCAGCGAGCAAAUUGGAUCUUCUUUAUCAUCCAGCCUGCUUUCGGUGCACAGAGUGCAAGGAACUCCUCGUAGAUCUCGCCUACUGCGUACACGACGACACGCUCUACUGUGAGAGGCAUUACGCCGAACAAUUGAAACCUAGGUGCGCUGCUUGCGACGAAUUGAUUUUCAGUGGCGAGUACACGAAGGCGAUGAACAAGGACUGGCACAGCGGCCACUUCUGCUGCUGGCAGUGCGACGAGUCUUUGACCGGACAACGCUACGUGCUCAGGGACGAGCACCCCUAUUGCAUCAAGUGCUACGAGAGCGUUUUCGCGAACGGCUGCGAGGAAUGCAACAAGAUCAUCGGUAUCGACUCCAAGGAUUUGUCGUACAAGGAUAAGCACUGGCACGAGGCCUGCUUCCUCUGCAACAGGUGCAGAGUGUCCUUGGUGGACAAACAGUUCGGCAGCAAGGUGGACAAGAUCUACUGCGGCAACUGCUACGACGCCCAGUUCGCCAGCCGUUGCGAUGGAUGCGGCGAGAUCUUCCGUGCUGGUACGAAGAAGAUGGAGUACAAGACCAGGCAAUGGCACGAGAAGUGCUUUUGCUGCGUGGUCUGCAAGAAUCCGAUCGGAACGAAGAGUUUCAUCCCGCGCGAGCAGGAGAUCUACUGUGCCGGAUGCUACGAGGACAAGUUCGCCACUCGAUGCGUCAAGUGUAACAAGAUCAUCACUAGCGGCGGCGUGACGUACAAGAACGAGCCGUGGCACAGAGACUGCUUCACCUGCAGCAACUGCAACAAUUCCCUGGCUGGCCAGCGGUUCACGUCGCGCGACGACAAGCCCUAUUGCGCUGACUGCUUUGGCGAACUGUUCGCCAAGAGAUGCACUGCCUGCUCGAAACCGAUCACCGGAAUCGGCGGCACUCGUUUCAUCUCUUUCGAGGACAGGCAUUGGCAUAACGACUGCUUCAUCUGCGCGGGUUGCAAGACGUCGCUGGUGGGCCGUGGCUUCAUCACCGACGGCGAGGACGUCAUCUGUCCCGAUUGCGCCAAGAUGAAGCUGAUGUAAACAGGGGGUGGGCAGGGAUCGAGAUCUAUCGAAGAGGAACGAGCGAGAAGAAAGGGGAGAGGGGAAAGGAACAGGGUCUACGGUGUCCAAUCUCCACGCAGAAAACUAACAAUACGAAUGUACAUCGAAUAGAAGAACCGGAAGAUUCCUCUUCGAGGAGGAACAUCGAGAACAAGAAAGAAAGAUCGUUCGUCGAUCGGCUACGGAAUAUCGCGAUAAAAAUUACCGUGCUUCUCUACCCCCUCAGUUAUAUUUUCAGGAGAUAUAUAUUAUAUAUUAUACGUAUACGUGCCCAUAGACGGGAAACGCGGUAGUUUUUAUUGAAACGAGCAGAAAGGACACCCUCCCGAUUGGUUAAACGAAGAAAAAGGAUAAAAUAAAAGCAAGCUCUCUGUUCUUCUCGAUCGACGCUCGGUAUAUCGUGGUACCGAGUUUUCGUAAACGUGUCUUCUCCACGCAGAGAAGAAGCAGACACGGGGAUACUUCCUAGCUUCGUAGUUUUUAGAGGCCAUUUUAGUCACUUGCGAUUCCGAUUUCUCCCUCGCGCGCGUUGGCUAACCCUCAUCGAACAGCCGAGAAAUAUCGCGAAGCGGGGAAGUGGAAGGGAAAUAUGCCUUGAAAAGUCCGAGAAUCAAACCGCCUUAAUGUAACAAUAUUACCGUCGUCGAGUUGUUGAAAAUGAGGAUCGUUUUAAUUAAGAAAGAUGGAAACGAAGCUACGUACUGUCGUGGUGUUUAUUUAACGUUGUUUUUCUUUUUUCGCUUUGUACAAUGAUAGAGUUUUAAACGCGGUCGAACGGUCGCGGGAAGGAAAAUCGACGAAGAUGGAGGAAGAAGAACAGAUGGAUCCUAUAUAUUCUUAUGGAACUAAAUUUGAUAUACGUAUGAUAAUGUUAUUUUUAUUUAACUUAAACUCACACCUGUCACACCUACACGCAGGACACGCGAGUACACUUACACAGAGACAUAUACACGUUGUACACGUUAACACGAAGCCAACACAUGCGCGAACACUGCACCUUCUCUCUCUCUCUCUCUCUCUCUCUCUCUCUCUCUCUGCGAUACUGUACAGCGAGACUCGUGCACGAUUCGAGUAUAACGAACGACUAAUUAAAACGAGAGGGUUCGCGUGAAGAGUUGCCUCGAAAUAUUUCGAAUUUUCAAUCGGAGGAGGGAAAUGCGAAAGAUUCGAUCCUCGGAAGCCAGAGUUCCAAGAUAUAUCUCUUGGAACUUGGGUGUUCGAAGGAAUCGUCACACCUUGUCGGAAGAAUUCUCACUUUCCACGCGAGCCCGCAGGUACGCGUAUAUAUUCGCGAGUGCGCAAAACGAAAAUAGAGUUCCAAGCGUGAUCGAUCUCUGCUCUUCUCGUCGAGCAAGGGGAUCGAUCGCAGUUGUAACAGCAUUUUUUGCAUUAACCCACGUCGUCCAAGUGACGGAGUUUCGGAAUAAAAAGGGAAGAAAGAUACACGACGAUAAAAACGUAACAAAAAAAAAAAAGGACAAAAUAAAAGAAAGAGAAAGAAAAAAUGUAAUUUCACACACGCAUUCACACUAAGCAUGCCCCGGACGAGUGUGCGACGCGCACACGCGGAAGAAA